AUGCGAGGAUUGAAAAAACGCACCAGGAAGGCCUUUGGAAUACGCAGGAAAGAAAAGGACACUGAUUCCACAGGGUCACCGGACAGGGACGGCAUCCAGCCCAGCCCUCAUCCCAAUGAUCCAACUUCCAAUAGCAAAGCCGAGGGCACGCAGGAAGGAGGAAAUAAAAACGGGAAGAAAACCAACGGAGCCCCAAAUGGAUUUUAUGCAGAGAUCGACUGGGACAGAUAUAACUCACCUGAGCUGGAUGAGGAGGGAUACAGCAUCAGACCCGAGGAACCAGGAUGUACCAAAGGAAAACACUUCUACUCCUCCAGCGAGUCGGAGGAGGAGGAGGAGGCGCACAAGAAAUUCAACAUCAAGAUCAAACCCCUGCAAGCCAAGGACGCGCUGCGCAGCGCGGCCACCGUGGACGAGCUCAAGGCUUCCGUGGGCAACAUCGCCCUGUCCCCAUCCCCCGUGGUGAGUCCUGCCCACCCUUCCCCGGGCACGAUUAAAAGGAAUUUAUCCAGUGAGGAGAUCACGAGGCCCCGGCGCUCCACGCCCACCCCAGACCCCGCCAGCAGGAGAGCCGGGGAGGACCCGGCAGCGCUGGCCCCGCUCUUCGGGCCCCCCCUGGAAUCGGCGUUUGAGGAGCAGAAACUGGAGGCUGCUCUGGACCAGCCUGAGAUAUGGGGGUCGGUCCAGCCCAUCAACACAAACAUCGAGUCCCCAAAACUUCCAAGACCUUUUCCAACUGGAACCCCUCCGCCGCUCCCCCCGAAGAACAUCCCGGCCACUCCGCCGCGCACCGGCUCGCCCCUGCCCCUGGCCAUCGGAGGGGACCAGGCAGCAGCAGAGCCCAAACGGGACAAACUCCCGUCCAUCAAUGACUUGGACAGCAUUUUUGGCCCCGUGCCGUCCCCUAAAUCUGCUGCUGCCACGGCGGAAGACAAGUGGGUCAAUUUUUCCGAUCAAUCCCCGGAAAACGCUCCUCCUGCGGAAUUGUCACCCCGGGAAAAGGCGGCGUCGCCAGCGGCGGCCGCCGGUAGCCCAGGCGAGCAUCCCCGCCCGCUGCCCUCGCCGCUGCAGCUGGAAGACGCUCCCAAGAAGCUUCCCGAGCAUCCUCCCCACCUUAAGGAUGAUUCCGUCGAACCCGUCGCCUCUCCCAAAGAUUUUGGGCCGGGUCAAAGAGCAACCCCGCCGCCCCCUCCGCCGCCCACCUACCGCGCCGUGGUGUCGUCGCCCGGACCGGGCGCCAGCACGGGAAGCACCAGCGGUUCCUCGUCCCCAGCUCGCCCCGGAACGCCGCUGGCCACGUGUGGCACCCCCCCGCCACCGCCCCCCCGACCCCCGUCCCGGCCCAAGCUGCCCCCUGGCAAACCCCCAGUCAGUGACGUGUCCAGACCUUUCAGCCCUCCCAUCCACUCCUCGAGCCCUCCUCCGAUAGCGCCUCUGGCCCGAGCUGAGAGCACCUGCUCCGUGACUCACACUGUGUCCUUCUCUCUCCCUCUCCUUGACCUUUCCCAUCCCGCUUCAACUCCUGGCCAUACAGAGAAUGAACAGCCUUCCCUCGUUUGGUUUGACAGAGGAAAGUUUUAUUUGACUUUCGAAGGCUCGUCUCGGGGGCCCAGCCCCCUGACCAUGGGGGCACAGGACACCCUGCCCGUGGCUGCUGCCUUCACCGAGACCGUCAAUGCUUAUUUCAAAGGGGCUGACCCCAACAAGUGCAUCGUGAAGAUCACGGGGGAGAUGGUGCUGUCCUUCCCUGCGGGCAUCACCCGACACUUCGCCAACAACCCCUCCCCAGCCGUGCUCACCUUCCGUGUGCUCAACUUCAACCGCCUGGAACACGUCCUGCCAAACCCCCAACUGCUCUGCUGUGACAGCGUGCAGAGCGACUCCAACUCCAAGGAGUUCUGGGUCAACAUGCCAAAUCUGAUGACUCACCUAAAGAAGGUAUCGGAACAGAAACCUCAAGCCACCUAUUACAAUGUGGAUAUGCUCAAAUACCAGGUAUCUGCCCAGGGUAUUCAGUCUACUCCAUUAAACCUUGCAGUGAGCUGGCGCUGUGACCCUGCAAGCACUGACCUGCGCAUUGACUACAAAUACAACACGGAGGCAAUGACCGCCCCUGUAGCUCUAAACAACGUCCAGUUCCUCGUCCCCGUCGACGGAGGAGUAACCAAACUUCAAGCUGUGCUUCCUCCCGCUGUCUGGAAUGCUGAACAGCAAAGGAUAUUGUGGAAGAUCCCUGACAUCUCCCAGAAGUCAGAAAAUGGAGGUGUGGGCUCGCUGCUGGCGCGGUUCCAGCUGUCGGAAGGGCCGAGCUCGCCGGCCCCGCUGGCCGUGCAGUUCACCAGCGAGGGCAGCACCUUGUCCAGCUGUGACAUCGAGCUGGUGGGAGCCGGGUACCGCUUCUCCCUCAUCAAAAAGAGGUUUGCGGCAGGUAAAUAUUUGGCGGAUAACUGAUGGAAGUUUAUGCAAGUCCAUGGAAAAUACUAUGGAAAAAUCCCCAAGGACUGCUGUGCGUGGAACGGGUUUUAAUUACAGUUUAAGGAAAAUGAACUAAAUCCUGCACUCGGGACAUUUCUGUUGGAAGUGUCGACAACUUUCAGCAUUUAUUUUUUUUUUUUUUCCUUGGAAAACACCGUCUUGACCAGUCCUCCAGUAUUUACUUCUAGAUGUAACAUUGUUAAUGGUUUUAAAAUGUAAUUAUUGUAUUUGUAAAUUGUACUCAUUCCAGUAAGGCUGUAUUUUGGCAGUUAGACACUUGAGUUUUAGCAUUUUACCAUUCAUGAAAUGGAUGUAAUUUAAACUGUGGUAUAUAAAUCUAAUAGUAGUACUGUUGAAUGGCACAAUGCUUACAGAGGUAGAUUGCAUUUUGUCAAUAUAUACAAUUUAAAUACGAUACUGGUAGCUGUUAUGAAGGGGGUGCCUCAUCAAAAGAGAGUUCAGUAGAGCCCACAGGCUGAUUUAAUUUUCCUUCAGUCCUUAGUACGUCUCACAGCCAUCAAUAAAAAGCUCAACCUUCAGGUUUAGCUGGUUUAACUCCAGAAAAAAAAAAUAUUGUUGGAAAGCUGAAGGUUCCUAGGACGGUCCCCCAGGAAGAAAAUCUCACUUCUGCAAAAGAGUAUUUACUCCAAAUUUCCAGCCCUAAGAGCUGCAGAUUCCCUGCUGGAAUGAAUGCCGUGUGGAUUUUAUAUCCCUGCCCGUGUGUUUGGCAGGGAUUCAGGUGAGGAAAGGAGCAGCAAAGAGGCUGGGAGGUCACUCUGAGCUCACAGCACUGGCACAAAAAUGUCAUCGUUGGCUUCAAGGAUGCGUUUUCUGAGCUGCCCCCGGAUGUUUGUUUGUUUUUACGUUGCUUUGCUGGCUUUUUUCUGCCUUUCUUCCCCCCCGUUUUUGAAAGCUCUACGGGUUUAGAAAACGCUUUAAAGAAUCGCAGCUGCACCUGCUUCUCUGUUUUAGCACUCGGGCAGGAAAACGUGCGUGGAAAAACGCUGGGAAAAAAAAAAAUUCCCCAGGGAGCAGGAACAGCACGGGGGGUGCUGACAGGAAUCAGGGCAGG
Molecule: messenger RNA, 3547 nt
Organism: Sturnus vulgaris (Common starling)
Lineage: Eukaryota; Metazoa; Chordata; Aves; Passeriformes; Sturnidae
Source: RefSeq, a predicted model, not a curated record